Calliphora vicina (urban bluebottle blowfly) is the source of this 417-nucleotide messenger RNA. RefSeq names its product larval cuticle protein 65Ag1-like. Gene Ontology annotation, molecular function: structural constituent of chitin-based larval cuticle. Bases 51 to 371 code for a protein of 106 amino acids. The record is from RefSeq and is a predicted model, not a curated record. Gene Ontology annotation, cellular component: chitin-based extracellular matrix. The transcript is spliced from 2 exons. Lineage: Eukaryota; Metazoa; Arthropoda; Insecta; Diptera; Calliphoridae.
UUUGUCAUUGAUUAGUCGUCGAUAGCUCAGAACAAAAUUCAAAUAACAAAAUGAAAUUCAUCAUUGUAUUCGUUGCUCUCUUCGCCAUUGCCUUGGCUGCUCCUCCCCAUGCUCAAGAAGCUACCGUCUUGAGAUCCGAAUCUGAAGUAGGACCCGAAUCCUACCAAUACGCUUACGAAACUAGCGAUGGCAACAAAGCCGAAGAACAAGGUCAAUUGAAGAACAUUGGUACUGAAGAAGAAGCUAUCGUCGUCAAGGGCUCAUACUCCUUCGUUGCUGAUGAUGGUCAAACCUACACCGUCAACUAUGUUGCCGAUGAAAACGGUUUCCAACCCCAAGGUGCUCAUUUGCCCGUUGCCCCUGAAGCUUAAGUUGUGAUUGUUAUUUAGUAAUAAAUAUUUUUAUUUAAAAGAAAAA